Molecule: messenger RNA, 1538 nt
Organism: Drosophila bipectinata
Lineage: Eukaryota; Metazoa; Arthropoda; Insecta; Diptera; Drosophilidae
Gene: Snx1
Product: sorting nexin 1
Biological process (GO): early endosome to Golgi transport
Cellular component (GO): endosome; endosome membrane
Molecular function (GO): phosphatidylinositol binding
Source: RefSeq, a predicted model, not a curated record
UCAUAUUCUGAUACGAUUACGAUAUACGACUGCGACGGGCGAAAAAGAGAACGAAUUCCAAUAAUUGCAAUUAGCAGAAGACUAUCAAAAUUUAAGAAAUUCAACAUGGAAGUGGAAAGCCCCGAGCACACCCGCGAGUUCGCUGAGGUGGAUAUAAACAAUGGGGACAACGGAGUGGAAUCCUCCGACGAGGAGGAGGAAGUGCCUGCACCCGGUAGCAUAACUUUGGCAGGGAACGACACCGAUCUUUUCGUGUCGGCCAUGAGCCCCAGCAGUAUGGAACAUCCGCUGCAAGAGGUCCUUACCGAUGAUGGGGACUAUUUCAUUAGCAUUGUGGUGUCGGACCCGCAGAAAAUAGGUGAUGGGAUGGGCUCCUAUUUAGCAUACAAGGUGACGACCAAGACAAACAUUCCAAAAUUCAAACGCUCCGAGUUCAGCACCCUUCGGCGCUUUAGCGACUUCUUGGGCAUCCACGACCUUCUGGUGGGAAAGUACAUGCGACAGGGUCGUAUCAUUCCGCCGGCUCCGUCCAAGAACAUCAUCGGCAGCACCAAGGUGAAAAUUAGCCCGCAACAAAGCGAACCGGGCACACCAAUGAACCAGGAGUGGGUCGAAAUAAGGCGAGCGGCUCUGGAAAGGUUUGUUCACCGGACCGCCCAGCAUCCCAUUCUUCGCGUUGAUUUGGACUUUAUGAAUUUCCUGGAGAGCGACCAGGAACUGCCACGCGCCGUCAACACUUCGGCUCUGAGUGGAGCCGGAGUUAUUAGACUAUUCAACAAAGUAGGUGAAACGGUGAACAAGAUUACGUACAAAAUGGACGAGAAUGACCCUUGGUUUGAUGAUAAAAUCACUGAAGUGGAGAGUCUAGACGCCCACUUACAAAAACUGCACAAUGCUAUGAAAUCGCUGGUCACUUCGCGUCGAGAACUGUCGGCACUAACAGGCCUGGUGGCCAAAUCGGCCGCUAUGUUGAGCACAUGCGAGGAGCACACAGGACUUUCGCGGGCUUUAUCUAACCUGGCCGAUGUGGAGGAGAAGAUAGAGCUGUUACGCUCUGAGCAAGGCAACUCUGACUUCUUCAUCCUUGCUGAGUUUAUUAAGGAUUACCUGGGCCUGUUCGGGGCUAUAAAGUGCAUUUUUCACGAGCGCGUAAAGGCUUUUCAAAAUUGGCAGUAUGCACAAAUGCAGUUGUCGAAGCGCCGCGAGAACCGUGGACGGUUUGAGCUCGCCAAUCGGACAGACAAGCUAGACCAAGCCCAGCAAGAAGUCGACGAAUGGCAGGGAAAAGUGCAAAGAUGUCAGCAGCAAUUCGACGAUAUUUCAGCAGAAAUAAAGCGCGAAAUGGAACGUUUUGAGUUGACCAGAGUUAAAGACUUUAAAGCUAAUAUUAUCAAGUACAUAGAAGACCAAAUGGCGCAUCAGCAGCAGAUCGUCAGCUAUUGGGAGGCAUUUGCGCCGUUUGCCCGUGAAAUCGUUUAAAUUAAACUGUAUUACUACAUUCUUCUCUUAAUGCAUUUCCAAAAGUUUUGAAAAUCUAA